Messenger RNA from Prinia subflava (tawny-flanked prinia), 2295 nucleotides. It is a transcript of the gene VIT, whose product is annotated as vitrin. Gene Ontology annotation, biological process: extracellular matrix organization; positive regulation of cell-substrate adhesion. Lineage: Eukaryota; Metazoa; Chordata; Aves; Passeriformes; Cisticolidae. The coding region runs from base 43 to 2283 and encodes 746 amino acids. The transcript has 18 exons. Gene Ontology annotation, cellular component: interstitial matrix. The record is from RefSeq and is a predicted model, not a curated record.
CAGUGCUCCUUAGCAACACAUCCAGAUUUCUCUUUACUCACCAUGAAGGCCACAGUCAUUGCAACCUUCUUUGGUGUGUUUCUUACAUGUACCUACGCAGCCAAGGAAGCCACAAAGAAGACAAAAAAGGCUAAGCUAUAUGUACCCCAGAUUGAUUGUGAUGUCAAGGCGGGGAAGAUAAUCAAUCCAGAAUUCAUUGCAAAAUGCCCUCCUGGAUGUCAAGAUGUAAAAUACCGUGUUUAUGGCACAGACAUUUAUGCUUCUUUUUCCAGUGUCUGCAGUGCUGCAAUUCACAGUGGUAUAAUUGACAACACAGGUGGGAAGAUUCUUGUCCAGAAGGUCGCCGGGCACUCUGGCUACCGCGGGAGCUUCUCCAAUGGUGUGCGGUCGCUGUCUCUGCCCCGCUGGAGGGAAUCCUUCCUCGUGUCAGAGGGCAAGCCAAGAAAAGGUGUGACAUAUCCAUCAACUCUUGAAUAUUCUUCUUCAAAAAGUACACCUGUUAAAUCAGAGCCUAAAAAAACAGAGCAAGACCUAAAAGGUACGAAGAGUGCAGACACGACUAACACAUCAGAAAAAGCUUCAGAUCAAGGGGACACGGCCCGCAAAGAGCACCAGACAACUCCAGCACCGACCCCAGCCACACAAAUGGCCACCACAACGCCCACCCCGACAACCACGACGACAGAUCCUUCCACCACAGUGCCAUGGCCAAACACCACACCUGCAGCCACCAGAACCACAGCAGCUCCAGCCAAGACUAGACCUGCACUGCACAGGGUCAGAGAUAUGGGUUCUAGCAAUGUCCACCCAGCGUAUGCAUCUGUGGUAGCUGCAGCAGCAAGACAGGUUCAGGUCGCACAAGGAAGAGGACAAAACACAGCAUUCAGGGGCACUUCCACCUCUGCAAGUAUCAGGAAUAUUUUACGACAUGAUACAGGUGCUCAGCGCCAAGAGCCUGCUGCCACCUUCCAGAGGGCUGCCAGCUCUCCAGUCCACCUGGCAAUGGAAAUAGACUCAUGGAAACCUGGACUGAGCCUUUUUGACACAGGCUUCAGUUCAAAGGAAGAAUUGAAUCCAAAGCCGCUGGAAUCCAUCUCCCAGGGGAAUCAGAACUGCAAGGUCGAUUUGUCCUUCUUAAUGGAUGGGAGCUGGAGCAUUGGCAAACGCCGCUUUCAGCUGCAGAAGCGGUUCCUCAGUAACGUGGCUCAAGCCCUCGGCAUCGGCAGCGCUGGUCCUCUGAUGGGCAUCGUUCAGUACGGUGAUGACCCUUCCACAGAAUUUUACUUAAAAACCUAUGCCAACUCCAAGGAUCUAAGGAAUGCCAUUGAGAAAAUUCAACAGAAAGGGGGACUUUCCAAUGUUGGGAAGGCACUUUCCUUUGUUAACAAAAACUUCUUUUUGGAUGCUAAUGGAAACCGAGGUGGAGCACCUAACGUGGUUGUAGUGAUUGUGGAUGGCUGGCCCACCGACCGAGUGGAAGAGGCCUCCAGGCUGGCCAGAGAAUCGGGGAUCAACAUUUUCUUUGUCACCGUUGAAGCAGCUGCUCAAAGUGAAAAGCAGAAUGUUGUUGAACCAAACUUUGUGGACAAGGCGGUGUGCAGGACAAGCGGUUUCUACUCCAUCAACGUGCCCAGCUGGUUCAGCCUCCACAAGGCGGUGCAGCCCCUGGUGAAGCGGGUGUGCGACACCGACCGGCUGGCCUGCAGCAAGACCUGCCUCAACGCCGCCGACAUCGGCUUCGUCAUCGACGGCUCCAGCAGCGUCGGCACCGGCAACUUCCGCACGGUGCUGCAGUUCGUGGCCAACAUCAGCAAGGAGUUCGAGAUCUCGGACACCGACACGCGCAUCGGCGCCGUGCAGUACACCUACGAGCAGAGGCUGGAGUUCAGCUUUGACAAGUACAGCACGAAGCAGGACGUGCUGAACGCCAUCAAAAGGAUCAGUUACUGGAGUGGGGGCACCAGCACGGGAGCAGCCAUCAGCUACGCCUCAGAGCAGCUGUUCAGCAAGUCCAAACCCAACAAGAGGAAGAUCAUGAUUCUCAUCACAGAUGGCAGGUCUUACGAUGAUGUCAGCCUGCCAGCCAUGGCAGCUCACCAAAACGGAGUCAUUGCUUAUUCCAUUGGAGUUGCUUGGGCAGCCCCAGAUGAACUGGAAGCCAUUGCAUCAGACCCUGCUAAGGAGCAUUCCUUCUUUGUGGAUGAAUUUGACAACCUCUACCGCUAUGUUAAUAAGCUCAUCCAAAACAUUUGCACAGAGUUUAAUUCCCAGCCACGGAACUGAUGGACUCAAGCA